GUCCGUGGGGUAGCUUUGGUUCCCCUGAAGCUGACCGGCGUCUUUUGUUCGAUGGGCCCCUGGCCACUGAGGCUGCGCUGGGCUGGCACGGCUGUAUCCUCUACACCAUUCCUAGGCCCGGGGGCCGAACCCAAAGCAAACGUGAAAGGAAACCCAACGCCGGCACCAAACGCUUACUCUGGUACAGGGUACCUGGGCGCGCUGCUGCCUAGCGGCUUGUCUUCCACCUCAGCUAUCGAGUUCCAGCCAAAGAGUUUCUUUCCGGGCCACGGCCACAACGCUUUUGCCGUCGCUGGCGCAUCCCUGCCAACCAGUACCUCUACUUUGGCAUGAAUACGAGGGCUGUUUGUUUGGCCAAGCAGAGACAGGCACAGUAGGGCAAAACACACGCCCUCUCUCCCCUCUGCUGACUUUCAAUGGAUUACACCAGGCUGAGAACGAGAGUAAAAUAGCCGCCAACUCGUACCAGACGACAAGCCAUUUCUGGAACGCUGCAGCUGUGGCUUGUUGCCGUUUGCUGGACUGGAAAGACUGCCUUUGCCUUGCCCGUCUCGGGUACCGGUACGAAAGGAGUCGGGAUAGGUGCUGGUCUGAGGUGGUUGUUACCACCGAAACGGGAUCCGGAUCUACCCAAGGCUUCGUGCCGGCUUUGCCUAGACGCGUUUGCAGAUCCAAAGAAGCGGGACUCACGGCGCCGCC
This is a messenger RNA of Colletotrichum navitas, 699 nucleotides long. RefSeq lists its product as uncharacterized. NCBI's taxonomy places the organism in Eukaryota, Fungi, Ascomycota, Sordariomycetes, Glomerellales, Glomerellaceae. The record is from RefSeq and is a predicted model, not a curated record. The coding region runs from base 52 to 333 and encodes 93 amino acids. The transcript has a single exon.